Molecule: messenger RNA, 1092 nt
Organism: Panicum hallii
Lineage: Eukaryota; Viridiplantae; Streptophyta; Magnoliopsida; Poales; Poaceae
Product: protein CHLORORESPIRATORY REDUCTION 6, chloroplastic
Exons: 4
Coding region: 138-926 (262 amino acids)
Biological process (GO): NAD(P)H dehydrogenase complex assembly
Cellular component (GO): chloroplast
Source: RefSeq, a predicted model, not a curated record
AGAAAACAGUUGCUCGAAAAAAAAAAGCAGAAGAAAAGAGAUAAACGGAUAGGACAGGCGUGAACCGCGCGACCCCGCGUUUCCCGCCCGUUGCGCCGCAGGCCGCAGCAACCUCCGCCCGCCGGCGGCCGCCCGCCAUGGCCGCCACCACCGCCCACUACAUGCCCGUGGUGCCGCACCGCCUUGCCCCGAUGCGGCACAGCAGCAGCUGCUCGCCGUCGCUCCACCCGGCCUCCCGCCGCUCCGUCGCGGGGAGGCCGCCCGCCCAGCUCCAAGCGGCGCCGGCGAGGGGAGAGAGGGCGGCCGGGCUCACCGCGCGCGUCGCGUUCAACCCCUCCGGAGACUUCGACCUCUCCCUCUCCAUGGACCAAGACGAUGCCCCGCAAGUCCAACCUCCGCCGCCGCCUACAGAAGGGCGCUUUGAAAUCGUCCUCAACAAGGACAUCAUCCGGGCACUAGACCUGUCGCCUGUUCAAGAGGCACUCGGUGACUUGAGUUCCUUAACGGCAGCUGAGUCAAGAAACCUGCUGGACCGGACCGUUGGGUUCACCAUAAACUACGAGAGAGAGGAUGAGUACGACACGCGGGAGCUGUCAGAGUUCCCUGACAUACGGCUAUGGUUCGUGAGGCUUGAUGCGGCUUACCCUUGGUUCCCGGUUGUGCUUGACUGGAGAGCCGGCGAGCUCGCCAGAUAUGCUGCGAUGCUGGUCCCUCACCAGAUGAGCAUGCGGCUCGGCGUCGUCUUCAAUCCGGAGGCGCUGGAGCUGUUUGUGAUGAAGAAGGCUUUUGCUGUCGACGCGUGGCUUAAGCAGCAGGACCAUCCCAAGCCGAGGUUGAAGACGGCAGACAUGGCCAGGAUGCUCGGCUACGGUAUAGGAGAUGAGCUGUUCGACUUGAUCGAGAAGCACCCUGUUCAUCCUUCAUAAUUAAAUUUACAACAAUGAAAAUAGGGGCCCGACAUCUAUGAGAAAAGAAAGGAUCCAACAGGGAGUUAAAUGCAACCAUUUCAGCAUACAGCCAUACAGGAUAAUGAAGGCUGUUGUACAGAGAUCAACAUUUGUAUGUUUUGUUCGAGGAGCUUUUUGAUUCUGU